Rhipicephalus sanguineus (brown dog tick) is the source of this 1534-nucleotide messenger RNA. Its product is annotated as traB domain-containing protein. Lineage: Eukaryota; Metazoa; Arthropoda; Arachnida; Ixodida; Ixodidae. The coding region runs from base 92 to 1513 and encodes 473 amino acids. The transcript has 9 exons. The record is from RefSeq and is a predicted model, not a curated record.
UACUUUGUUCAAUGUUUUCUUGAAAUUGUUGCUUAUACAACUGGGGCUUGCCAGUUACCGGCCGUCUCCACAUACUUCGACGCGAAGAAACAUGGGUGACUCGACGGCAGCAGGAGCUGCGAGCCUAUCGGCAUCUGUUGACAAGGCGACAGGCGAUGCUAAGGCGAACGGCCCAGCCGCAGGCGCCCUGAAGACGCUCACGAGUGUCUCGCUCACGGGCGACGGCAGCGGAAGCUCAAACGUGGAAGGCAACGUGCUCGGCUCUGUCAACGGUAGUCCCGCAAAGCGUCAGGACGCAUCUGACUCGGAGAAGAGCCUUUCACUCCUUACAGCCAACGGCGAGGGAGACCACUCCAAGACAGUAUCGUCGCCGGAGCACUUCUCUACUGCAGAUGAAGGUGACAUUGGCGAGGAAACGGCCGAUGGUGACUCUGAGGAGGACAGCUUUCUCUCAAGAGAUACGGAAGAUGUACAGUCCGAGACAGAAUCGGAAGGUGCCGGCGAAGGCUUGGAGCUAAGAAACGUUGGCGGUGACUCCAGGCACACGAUGCCGAUUGCUGUGAAGAGGGUUCGCAAGGAGAACCCGGAGCUUCCCGAAACCGUGACGGUGUUGAAGACGCAAGAAGGCUCCGUGGUCUAUCUUGUGGGGACCGCACACUUCAGUCUCGAGAGUCAGGAAGAUGUGGCAAAGACAAUCCAAGAGACUCAGCCAGAUGUUGUUUUGAUAGAACUCUGCAAGAGUCGGCUAAACAUAUUGUCCUUUGACGAGGAGGUUAUUCUCAGAGAGUCCCAGAGCAUGAAUAUGGAGAAAAUGAUGACGACAAUCAAGCAGAACGGCCUCGUCCAGGGCAUCAUGUACAUUCUCUUACUCAGCAUGUCUGCGCACCUUACGCGACAACUAGGGAUGGCGCCCGGCGGAGAGUUUCGCAGAGCGGUGCAAGAGGCCGAGAAAGUGAGGGGCUGCCUGAUCCACCUCGGAGAUCGGCCCCUGCAGAUCACACUUCAGAGAGCGUUGGCUGCGCUGAGCGUCUGGCAGAAGCUGCGCCUGGCCUGGCACAUGAUCACAGCCAAAGAGCCAAUCAGGCAAGAGGAGGUUGAACGCUGCAAGAAGCAGGACUUGCUGGAGGAAAUGCUCGCCGAGAUGACAGGCGAAUUCCCAGCCCUGAGCAAAGUGUUUGUGAAGGAGCGGGACAUCUUCCUAGCCUACUCCCUACGACUCGCUGCCAGCCCCAUGCCUUGCAUGAGCAACGUCAAUGGUGAGCAGCCGAUAGUUGUGGUUGGUGUCGUGGGCAUCGGCCAUGUUCCUGGCAUAGUGGAGAACUGGGACAAGGUGUCCGACGUUGACAUUCCUCCCAUUAUGAGAAUUCCGGAACCUUCACUACCGUCCAAGGUGCUCAAGCUCAGCAUCAAGGCCUCCCUAUUGUCGCUGGUCGUGUGGGGAUGUUGGAAAGCAUUGCCUCCCUCCAUCACCCAAAAACCAAUCGAAUGGGUGUCCGCAUUCUAUCAUCAAUAGAUAUAUGAGGCCACUUAAAAU